CCUCUUCCUUUGCCUCUUCCCGUCACCGCUGCGCCUGCGCGGCCGGAACCUUCGCGAAGGUUCCCGAGGCGGAGCUGGCCGUUCCCGGAAGCCGGCAGCUUGCGCGCCCGCAGGCCCGGGUCGCGCGCCGGGGGUUGCAGAGGCAGCGAGUGGCGGUUCCGGCGUCCGGGAAGGAGAAUGGCCCUGCUGUGCUACAACCGGGGCUGCGGCCAGCGCUUCGACCCCGAGACCAACUCCGACGAUGCUUGCACAUACCACCCAGGCGUUCCAGUCUUUCAUGAUGCAUUAAAGGGUUGGUCUUGCUGUAAGAGAAGAACAACUGAUUUUUCUGACUUUUUAAGUAUCGUAGGCUGUACGAAAGGAAGGCAUAACAGUGAGAAGCCACCUGAGCCAGUCAAACCUGAAGUCAAGACUACUGAGAAGAAAGAAUUAUCUGAAUUGAAACCCAAAUUUCAGGAGCACAUCAUUCAGGCCCCUAAACCAGUAGAAGCAAUAAAAAGGCCAAGCCCGGAUGAACCAAUGACAAAUUUGGAAUUAAAGAUAUCUGCCUCCCUAAAACAAGCACUUGAUAAACUUAAACUGUCAUCGGGGAAUGAAGAAAAUAAGAAAGAAGAAGACAGUGAUGAAAUUAAGAUUGGAACCUCAUGUAAAAAUGGAGGGUGUUCAAAGACAUACCAGGGUCCACAGAGUCUAGAAGAAGUCUGUGUAUAUCAUUCUGGAGUACCUAUUUUCCACGAAGGGAUGAAAUACUGGAGCUGUUGUAGAAGAAAAACUUCUGAUUUUAAUACAUUCUUAGCCCAAGAGGGCUGUACAACAGGGAAACACAUGUGGACUAAAAAGGAUGCUGGGAAAAAGGUUGUUCCGUGUAGACAUGACUGGCAUCAGACUGGGGGUGAAGUCACCAUUUCAGUAUAUGCGAAAAAUUCACUUCCAGAGCUCAGCCAAGUGGUAGCAAAUAGCACAUUGUUGAAUGUACACAUUGUAUUUGAAGGAGAGAAGGAGUUUCAUCACAAUGUGAAAUUAUGGGGUGUGAUUGAUGUAAAGCGAAGCUACGUAACUAUGACUGCAACAAAGAUUGAGAUCACCAUGAGAAAAGCUGAACCUAUGCAGUGGGCAAGCCUUGAACUGCCUGCAGCCAAAACCGAGGAAAAACAAAAGAAAGAGACGACAGAAUGAGUUGGGAAGGGAAGCAAAUAUUACUGGCUGUUUCAGAAUUCUUACUAUGUGGUCAAGUGGUGGCUUGCUGCUGUACUCUUGUUUUCUUGUUGUUGUUGAAUCUGGCAUUUCAGGGUCUGCAGUAGGUUAAAGCCAAAGUUGGUUUAUCUUUUUGUGCCUCCCAUAUCGCUUUUGAGUUACCUAAAUUAAUUAUUCAUUUCUCUUCACUAAUAGAACUGUAGUUGUGUCCUAUACUUAGCGAUCUAAGGGUGAACAGACUCUUAAAGAGCUCUUGCCAAUAUCUUAAGAUGACUGGGUUAUUGCUCUACCGCCCCUUGCUUUGGGAAAAAAAAUCAUUACCCAGAUUGAAAAUUACGUUAUACAUACACCUGUAAUAAAUAAAUUAACAGAAAAUCUUGAAAGUGAAAAUUCCCUGGUGGUCCAGUGGUUUGGGCUCUGUGUUUCUACUGCAGGGGACGGGUAUGGAGUAAAGAAAAAAAGGAUUAAAAGCUCACUUUAUGAGGUCCGUAACCUUUCUUUUUCUUUGAAGAAAAACCUUUGAAGAAGCUAGAAAAUAGCUCAUAACAGUUACAGUAUUUCUUAGCAUAAUAUUACAUUAAUCAGAGAAAUGUAAAGAAAAAUUUGUUUUUACAUCUCUUUCUUUUAUCCUAUAAUUAAUCACUAAAACAAGAUGGAAUGUCAAAUUUUUAAUUAGCUUUUUCAUGAAUUUGUGUUCCUAUGAUACUUGAAAAUCUUUAGGGAAGAGAUGAAGCUCUGCAUUGCUUUUCCACUCAAUAACAUUUUGUAGGGGGAUUAACUCAACAGUGUAGUACUUAAGUAGUAGCAAGGAAAUACAAACAUUGAUUAACAAAUCAGAAUUCAUUUACAACUAAUUGGAUUAAAAAUUACAUCAGUACCUGUAUACUUGCCAAGCAGUGUGAUCUAAGAGUAUAGGAAACAUAAAUAAUUAAAAGGUAUCAAUUUGAUUAAAAUUCACCAUUUUAUAAGACUAAACAGUAGUGUUAAACAUCUCUUUCCUAAUUAUUCAUAAGGUCUUUGUAUGGUGUUAUGACUGAAUUGUACCUAACUUACAGUCUGUGCCCUCUUAGAAUCUUUUAUAAGUUAUAAAGAUAAAUUAUAUAUAUUAUCUGGCUUCCCUGGUGGAAAACUGUCUGUAAAAUUGCAGGCUAAAAGACUUUUGGAAACACAUGAGGGUAUCAGAAAAGUAAGUACUUACACUUUGCUUUAUGACAGCUAUUACAUGUGAAAUAAACAAAACAGCUUAUUUUGAAGGUUUUUUUUUUUUUUUAAGUUUUCACAAACAGCUUGAAAAUUCUAGGUGAUACAGUGUUUAUUAUAUAUUGUAUUGAUUAAACAUAGGUAUCACAGAAUUAGAUAGUUUAUGCUAAUUGAACCCAUUAAAGGAUAAUUAGUUUUUGAGGCAGUGCAGAGUUCACAAAGGAAACUGAAAUUAAGACAUGUUAUGAAGGCAGAAACUAUGGCAAAACUUAAUACAUUUGAGUAUGAAUUAUGUUUAUGUAGAUUAAAAUAAUUAUUUCUUAAGCUUCUUGAGUGUUUUUCUUUCUUGGUAUUAAUGGACUUGAAAAGUUUGCAGAAGUACAGUUUUAGUUAAUAGUAUUUCUCAAGUCUAUUACCCUUAACAAAUAAAUAACUAUUAGAUGUAGUUAGUGUAAUUAUUAAAUGGUUUAGCUGUGUUACGUAUAAAGACAGAAAAAUUGGCAGCCAGCUUUUAUGACACUAAAAUACCAUGGCAAGAAAUUUUUUCAGUGGAGAUUGGACCCAAACGAAAUACAUAUUUCUAGUACUUGGGGUUGUAUUUAAAUUUUUUUAACUUUUCAUAAUUUUGGAACCUGAUUUCAUUUAGAGACAUGAAAUCUAGAGUAAGGAUUGAUAAUUGAUUUGAUUUGAGAUAAUGAUUACUAGGCCCUUUACUGAUCAUUGCUGCUUGAGGUUUUUCCCCCUAAGCAAUAUGUGACAUGUACCCUUAAACUAUUAUUUAAAGCAAGAGUAUUCAUGUAAGAGUUAGUUACAAACCACUCACCUUUGUAUAUAAUGUAUUAUCUAUACAUUAUAUACUCACAAUUUAUGUAUUUAGUCUGGUUAUACUAGGGACCAUUCUAUUUCCUUUGUUAUUCCUAUGAACCUCUGAAUUUGUUGCAUAAAUAAAAAUCUAAAUAUAAACAAUUAUCUUAGACUCAUACAUACAGUUAAAAUUAAGUAGAAUGAGUUUUAAUUAUCAAUCUGGGUCAAAAUGCUGGUUAACUUUAUUCAGUUGUUGCUCUAGAAAAGCUUCAUCUAUCUUAGUGUAUUCAUAGUAAUUACUAUAGCAAAAUAAAGCUAGGUUUAUUGUACACUUGAUAACUAAUCUUAUGGGUCAGUCAACAUUUUAGGGAAACUUAAAAUAACAUUUUUCUUGCUUGGCACGUUCACUAAUAUAAAGGAAGAAAAGUGCUGAGAAUUUGAACUUUUAUUUUUAACCUCUUAUUUUCAUAUAAUUUUAGAUUUACAGAAGUUGCAAAAAAGUACAGUUUUUUUUUAUGUCCUAUAUUAAUUUUCCCCAACUGCUAAAAUCUUACAUAUCAUUAGAACAUUUACAAAACUAAGAAUUAGCCUUGGCACAGUACCAUCAACUAACGUUGAACAUUAGUUUUGAUUAUUUGCUUUUAGUAGAACACGAUUUUCUGAGUAGCUCUUGAGACCUAGUAUUUUGAUAGUAAUUAAAACCAGCAAUUUAUGAGCCAUUAAAAAUAUAAAUUGAAAUCAACCUAUCAUAGACAAACAUUGUAACCAAAUAUUAGCAAAGUACUACAGUGAUCUAUUUUAUUAAAAUUUAUAUUUUAUGCCAGAGAUUUUAAUUCUUACUAAGUAAAACUUGUUUGGUUUUCUUUAGACAGUUCUUUAGCGAUCUAAGGGUGAACAGACCCUUAAAGAGCUCUUGCCAAUAUCUUAAGAUGACUGGGUUAUUGCUCUACCACCCCUUGCUUUGGGAAAAAAAAUCAUUACCCAGAUUGAAAAUUACGUUAUACAUACACCUGUAAUAAAUAAAUUAACAGAAAAUCUUGAAAGUGAAAAUUCCCUGGUGGUCCAGUGGUUUGGGCUCUGUGUUUCUACUGCAGGGGACGGGUAUGGAGUAAAGAAAAAAAGGAUUAAAAGCUCACUUUAUGAGGUCCAUAACCUUUCUUUUUCUUUGUAAUGGCCAGGUACUUUUUAUUAUCAGAAAGUUAAGGAAUUUUCUGGUUUGUUUCAUUCAAAUUAUUUUGACCUGGUAUUCACUUUUGAUACUUAUUUUUAUUCUUUUGCUUAUGUUAUAAUUCUGUAGCCUCAGUUCUGUAAUGCAAACUAAGUCCUACCUUGUUUCUAAGUUCUGUUGGAAACUUUGUUUCUAACUAAGUUUCUAAGUUUCAUUUCUUUUGUUUUUUGGGUAGCUGGGAAGUUGGUGUUUUACUUGAUUGCUUCCUUUCUGCCCAAAUCUUUUACAAGUUAAACUCCUCUGGAGUUGUUGCGUGGCUUGGUUUUUUUUUUUUUUAAGUACAGAUGCAUGGUGCUUUAUACUUUAUACCUUUGACAUUAUCUCUAAAAUACUAGACUUGCAAAGGUUGCUUGUUUUGUUUUUGUUUUUGUUUUUUUUUGCAUAGUUUGAUUUUACUUCUUUAAGUUUUUAUAUAGCUCUUAGUUGUGAAGAAUUCCAUUAAAAAGUUACUUUUAAAGAGCAUGGUUUUAUUAAAUGCCAAUUAAUGCCUUUUCUUAUUUUUCCAAUUUAGUAGGCCACCUUUAAUGUCUACUUAAGUGAAAACUUCCAGCCUUAAACAUUUUUAUGUUGCUUAAAAAUUAUGUGGCAAAAUAAUUUUAUUUGCUAAUCCUUUUUGACUCAGCAGAUAACAGUGUCCAGAUGAUUGUGUUGUUAAAUUAUGCUUUUAAGACUGCUAAGAAAGAUUAAGCCUGGGAGAGGGAAUUAUCAUUCUGUCAAAAUGCUUAUUACUCCCUGAACCUGUAAUACUUUCUCUUCCAAAAAUGAGAUUAGAUGAGUGUAUUAAUGUUUUUUUUAAAACACUCAUCCUUCAUGUUGCUCAUUUCAGUUUAGAGUUCCAUAUUUAUUAAUUAUUUAUUUGUGUGAUUGAUUUGUUAAUGUUUGUAUCCUCUUAUAGACCACAUAUAGCCUUGACUGUGUCUAGGCCAACCAUCAUACUCCUGUUUUCUAGUGUAGUACUUGGCAUGUUGGCUGGCUCUUACAAACAUCAAGGCAUGCAGCGCUUGUUACGGGCCAGUCUAAGGACUUAUGAAUACGGGCUUAAUCCUCAUGACACCCUGUGAGGUAUAUUCUCUUGUUACAGGCAAGGAAACUGAUUUAUGGCACAAGUUUAAUAACUUGCCCAGUGGCAAAACUAGUGAGUUGUGGAAUAGAGAUUUCAAACUCAGGCACCUGGCUUUGUGUUCUGUGCUCCUGACUGUUUUAUGCUGCUUGUGUCUGUCAGUUGAAUUAAUGGGUUCCAUGAAGCAUUGGCAUAUACUGCAUGGAAAACUAGUACCAUUGUGUUUAGUUACCAGGAAAAAUCUUACUUUUUCAUAUGUUUUGUUAGAAAAUAAAUUUAUAAAAUAAA
Bubalus bubalis (water buffalo) is the source of this 5774-nucleotide messenger RNA. It is a transcript of the gene CHORDC1, whose product is annotated as cysteine and histidine rich domain containing 1. The record is from RefSeq and is a predicted model, not a curated record. Bases 178 to 1176 code for a protein of 332 amino acids. The transcript is spliced from 11 exons. Gene Ontology annotation, biological process: centrosome duplication. Lineage: Eukaryota; Metazoa; Chordata; Mammalia; Artiodactyla; Bovidae. Gene Ontology annotation, molecular function: zinc ion binding.